Zonotrichia albicollis (white-throated sparrow) is the source of this 823-nucleotide messenger RNA. The record is from RefSeq and is a predicted model, not a curated record. NCBI's taxonomy places the organism in Eukaryota, Metazoa, Chordata, Aves, Passeriformes, Passerellidae.
GUGCAGAUUCCCUCUACAGAAAUAGUUUCAGUCUCAGUGAUGAAAAGCUCAACUCUUCAACUGCAUCUACUCCAAGCUUGCCAUCCCCUUCAGUGACUCCUUGUAAAGCAAAGCUUGGGGACACAAAAGAGCUGGAGGACUUCAUUGCUGAUCUUGACAGAGCACUAGCAAGCAUGUGAAAUGAAUUUUCAGCAUUGUGCUUGCAUGUGGGUGUCCUCUGAAGGAUAAGUGACAUCAAUCAGCAAGAACUGCUGCCCUUGUCUGAUAACUUUGCUCAAGAUGCCCUCUGAACAUAACCUUUGUGAACUCCUGCAAGUAUUUAACUGGCAACAUUGAACAUUGGUUUUGGGGUUUGGGUUUUUUGGGUGUUUUAUGUUUUUUUUUUUUUCUUUGCAGCAGAUGGAAUAACUUAAAUGUUAGAGCUGUAUUUUGCUUUAAAAUAUAGCUUGAAUUUUAAUUUAAAGUUGCUUUUACGCAAAUAUAUUUGUAAUUUUAUAUAGUUGAAGACUUUAAUGCUUUUCUCCAUUAUAAUAUAUUUUUGUAUGCAAAUAAAUCCUGAAAUGAAAUCCAAAUGUCUGUAAGCUUCCUAUGAACAUGCAAACUCUGAAACAGAAGCACAAAUUCAACUCUUACUGAGAACAACACACUUUAAAAUAUCUUGGUAGUGGUAUAUUUUCUGUCAAUUUCAACUAGCAUUAGAAAUUUUACCUAUUUCCAUUAGGUAAAAUUUGUUAUGCUAGUUGAAUGUGGUUGCUUAAAUAAGAACUUUGUGCUAUGUAAAAUUAAUACAAACAGGAAAAUAAUAAAUUGGGUCAAACUGUUA